UACACAUAACACAUUACACUCAAUACAUUUCAUUUAACCAUUUCACUCAACCAUGUGGCAUAUAAUCGCUGCAAACAUCGAACGACGUCACCACGCUAUUAGCUGUGCUGAUGAUGUACCCACCAAUGGGAAUAUCCGACGUCGGCAUUCUUGAACUUCUCGAUUCUGAUCCUCGACCGACCUUUGUCGUCGCUAUUGCACCGGCGCAGUCGUCGCAUCCGAUCUAUGCGAACCCCGCCUUGCGCGAAAAGCCCGCGCUGCACGCGCAAGUUGUCGAGUUAUCCCGGUCGCGUCAUGACUCCUUUUGGGACUGGGUGACGGCUUCUACUCCCCGCAGUUCGAACCCAGGCCACACCUCCCUUUUCGAGCGUAUAUACUGGACGCGGUCCAUCGUCGGCAAUAAAUGGGCUGUUAUCAGUGGUAAUCAUGGAGUGACAUCAGAAGAAGACGCCCGCGGCAGGAGGGCUUCCCAUAGCCUGGGAAAAAGCACCAGGAUCCUGCACGAGAGAUCCUUAUCCGUUGCUCCAGACGAUGGGGAUUUUGGCUGGACACCUCCAGACUUCAUACUUGAACAGGAGUCCUUUGUUCACGUUAUCAACACCCUGGACUGGGCCGCAACACCUCUCGGCCCGCUGUCCCUCUGGCCUCCUCUCCUGCAGCAGACUUUUAAUCAGGUUCUUGCCGACUCAAGACCCAUUGUUAUCUACUGGGGCGACAAGUUGACUACUCUAUACAAUGAAGCAUUUAGCCAGCUCUGUGGAUCAAAGCAUCCUUCUUUACUAGGGAAGUCGGUCGAAGACGCCUGGCCUGAUUUUUGCGAGAAGAUCAAGCUGGCAAUGUCUUCAGCCUCUAAGCUGCGUGCGGGAAAUGAGGACGAGUGGCGGUUCUUUGUAGAGAAGGCUGACGGGAGUUCCGAGGAGAAAUAUCUCAAGUGGUCCAUGAUUCCCAUUACCGAGAAGAAUAGGUAUCUUGGUUUUAUCCAGCCUAUCCAAGAUACUACUUCCAUGCGACUCUGGGAGAGACGCAUGCAGAUGCUGAUUGAUUUAGGUGACACGUUGGUCACUGCUCGUGAUGUUAAGUCGUAUUGGACUAAGCUCAUUCAAGAAUUUGAAGCGUGCCAACCCGCCUAUGACAUCCCUCUCGCCAUUCUCUAUUCGGUCGAGGAAGACUGGGAGUCGUCAUCUGCGCGGAAGACUUGUCGACUAGAAGGCUGUCUAGGUGUUCCGCGAGGUCAUCCUAUAGCACCCCCACAGUUACAACUAGAUGGGAGCGAUCUGGGUUUGUCUCUAUCCUUUAGAGAGGCUCUCGAAUCACAGACCCCCACCCUAUUACAGAUUAGCAAUGGAACAUUGCCAGAGUCGUUGCUCGAAGGCCUGCAGUGGCGUGGCUUCAAAGACCCUUGUCGUGAAGCUAUCAUUUGUCCGAUACGACCAACCAAGGAUGAGCAUGUGUUAGGUCUGCUCUUACUCGGGCUUAACCCUCGCCGUCCAUACGAUAAUGACUACCAACAGUACAUUUCUUUACUCGGUCAGAAACUAACUACGUCCCUGGCGUCGACCGUCCUCCUAGAGGAAGAAGCACGAAGAGGCCGUAACAUGGCGGAACAGGCCGCGUAUGACCAGGCCAUGCUCGCAAUGCAGACAAGAGAGGCUACGGAAUCCGUCCAAAAGUUUCAACAAAUUGCCGAAUUUAUUCCCGUGGGGAUGUGCUUCGGUAAUUAUCGUGGAAACAUCACGUUUGCCAAUGACGCCUGGCACCGCAUCACUGGCGCCCCUCAAGUAAAUCCGCUGACGCCCGAGGGGUUUUUAUCCUGCGUUAUUGAGGAAGACAAGCCCAAUGUGCAGCGAGCAUACGAAGAACUUCAAAGAACUCUCACUGUAACCAUCGAAUUGAGAGUUCGGCGGCCUGUAGAGGAUAGUUAUCCUCUCCAGCACCCCAUCGGAAGCUCUCCUAGCUUUGAGAAAGCCGGCCUGGACCUCAAUGCAGAGGACGGGGGCGUGCGGCACGUUCUAGCCUCCCUCAAAGCUGAGCGGGGCCCUAGUGGUAACAUUAACCAAGUCCUAGCAUGCCUGACAGAUGUGACUUUACAUAAAAAGGCCGCGGAGGAAGCAAUUCGCAAAGCCCAACAAGCAGAGAAUCUCAAACGAAUGGCACAGCUUGCUACGGUGGGGAUGUAUGACAUGACCCUCGACGGUCGUUUGAUCGGCGCCAACAAUGUAUUCUACGAAAUGUGCGGUUUGGAGAGAGUAGACCUCUCCCAAGUAUCGGUAAAGCCGUUUGAAUUUUGCGUUGUCGAUGAAGAUAUGCCUAUCCUGAAGAAGACGCUCGCUACCCUUGUGAAAGAAGGCAAAUCACAAACUGCCGAGCUUCGGCUAAAAACGCUCUGGACUGAAACAGAUACUACUGGCGAACAGAUUACCGCACCACGUUGGGUCCUCGCUACCUUUAUGCCGGUGAGCAAUUCGGAGGGGUCUAUCCAGACCUUUACGGGCUGUCUGAGUGAUGUCUCGUUGCAAAAGUGGCAGUUUGAAAAGGAGCGUCAACGGAAAGACGAGGCGAUCGAGUCGAAGCGCCAGCAAGAGAAUUUUAUCGACAUGACUUCGCACGAGAUGCGUAACCCUCUAAGUGCCAUCGUUCAAUGUGCCGAUGCAGUUAUCGGGUGCCUUACCAAAGCCCAAGAACUGAUCGAUUCAAUAUCUGUGAAGCCUAGCCAAAAUGGCGCGUUGGACAAUCCCACAGUUGAGACUCCCGGCCGCGUCCGACAGGAAGGCUCGCAAUUGGUAAAAGACAGUAUAGAUAAUGCAGAGACGAUAAUAGCUUGUGCUCAACAUCAAAAACGUAUUGUCGAUGACAUCUUGACAAUGUCGAAGCUGGACUCGAAUCUCUUGUCUAUUACUCCAAUCACGGUAAACCCUAUCCAUAUUGCGCAAGAAGCCUUUAAAAUGUUUGAGGUGGAAGCUCGUAGGGUCGAUAUUGAUUUGACUAUGGUAGUUGACCGAUCCUACACCGAUCUCAACAUCCAGUUUCUCGAUCUGGACCCUUCUAGACUGAAACAGGUUCUCAUUAAUCUCCUCACAAACGCCCUAAAAUUCACCAAGAACGGCCCGACGAGGAACGUGUCAAUUACUAUGAGCGCAUCCAAGACCCGCCCCGAAGAUCGCGCCUCUUCCGUUCAAUUUAUCCCACGUGCACCGGAUACGCUGUGGCAAGGUGAUAGGCCAUCCUCGCCAGUACCCGAGGAGAACAGGAUUUAUCUUAUGUUCGAAGUCAAGGAUACAGGGCAAGGGCUCACUGAAGAAGAGAAAUCUUCUUUAUUCCAGCGCUUCGUCCAGGCCAAUUCAAAAACCCACGUGAAAUACGGAGGUUCGGGGCUCGGGCUCUUUAUUAGCCGCAGGCUCACGGAGAUGCAGAAUGGAGCUAUCGGAGUAGCAUCUAGUCCGGGCCAGGGUUCAACCUUUGCAUUCUACAUUGAGGCCCAGGUGCCUGGUGAAGAGGCAUCUAGAGAGGCUCGAGCAGCUGCGGAGGCUGUUGGUCACAUCCUAAAGACAACAAGUAGCAACAUUGCUAAAGGUCCGAAUAGGGGGUCGUUUACUAUGGCAAAGCCAGGAAAGAGGUUGCUGGGACCACAGAUCGAAGGUGUUCUUUUAGUCGAGGAUAACCUGAUCAACCAACAAAUCACCCGCCGUGAUCUCCAGAAUAGUGGGUGUUCCGUCGAAGUAGCCAAUCACGGAGUAGAGGCGCUGGAAAAGCUUCAACAUACGAACCGUGCUGGUGGGCAGUUUCCACUUAGCCUUAUCUUAAUGGACAUCGAGAUGCCCGUACAAGACGGUCUCACCUGCACGCGCAAAAUUAGAGAGCUAGAGAAAACGGGUUAUUUCAAGGGGCCCCGAAUACCUAUUAUUGCGGUCAGUGCUAACGCACGCAUGGAACAAAUACUUGAGGCCAAGGCCGCCGGAUGUGACGACGUAUUGGUAAAACCGUUCCGGAUUCCCGAAUUGAUCGAGAAGAUGAUGACCGUGACAAAGCAGCUCGAAAAGCUCGGGUGAACUUGGUCCCGAAUACACUUCCUAGCACUGAUUUACUGUCGUUGCUGUCGGUAUUGCUUACCUCCACCUUACUUACACUGGCUAGUUCGGACACGGCCGAGUUAAACGGGUCCUCUCUUCUCUUUGACCCCAUUUCCCUUUUCCGUCUCAUAGAUUUACAUGUGCCGUAUUGUCUAUACUGAACUGGUUUGU
Molecule: messenger RNA, 4238 nt
Organism: Daldinia caldariorum
Lineage: Eukaryota; Fungi; Ascomycota; Sordariomycetes; Xylariales; Hypoxylaceae
Exons: 2
Coding region: 111-4046 (1311 amino acids)
Biological process (GO): phosphorylation; phosphorelay signal transduction system
Molecular function (GO): phosphorelay sensor kinase activity
Source: RefSeq, a predicted model, not a curated record